AGUCUCCGACGGUCUAGCUGAAAUUGCUCAGCCGGAGACCAGGAGCCAAUCGCAGGUGGGUGAGUCAGCGAGCCAGCCCGGAGCCGCAGAAGUGGCUGACAGCUGCUCUUAGGCAUCGAGGGAGGGCGGAGUGGCCGCCGAGGAUUGCUCUCUUGAGGAGACCCUCGGCCAGCGCCUUAUAUUCUACAUCUCUCUUAUCAUGCUGCCCUUUGGAGUGGGCAAUUCCUUAUUUUCCAGUUCCUUAUCCCUGGAGGAGGAGCUUUUCAACUACAUUGAUGAACAUCAGGAUGAAUUUGUUCAGAAACUUAAGGAAUGGGUGGCUGUAGAGAGUGAUUCUCAACAGCCCCGUCUGAGAGCAAAAGUCAUAGAAAUGGUCAAAAUAACUGCAGCCAGUCUUGAAGACUUAGGAGCUAUCGUGACACUCAAUGAUAUGGGCAUUCAACAGCUGUCUAAUGGUCAGAAUAUUCCAUUACCUCCAGUCAUUCUGGCAAAAUUUGGAGAGGAUCCACAGAAGCCAACUGUGUGUUUUUAUGGACAUGUGGAUGUGAUGCCAGCUAAAAGUCAAGAUGGAUGGAAAACCCAUCCUUUCAGUUUAACAGAAAUUGAUGGAAAUCUGUAUGGGCGUGGAGCAACUGAUAACAAAGGACCUGUCUUAGCCUGGAUAAAUGCUGUGAGCACAUUUAAAGCACUAAACAUAGAUUUACCAGUAAACAUCAAAUUUCUUAUUGAAGGCAUGGAAGAAGCAGGAUCCAUUGGACUGGAGAAAUUGGUUGGAAAAGAAAAUGAAAAAUUUUUUUCCAGUGUUGACUAUAUUGUGAUUUCAGAUAAUACUUGGCUUGCCAGAACAAAACCAGCUCUUACAUAUGGAGCUAGGGGAAAUGCCUGCUUCUCAGUGGAGGUAGAAGGUGGUGAAAAAGAUCUUCAUUCAGGAAGUGCAGGUGGCAUCAUCCAUGAGCCCAUGUCUGAUUUGCUAGCUCUACUUGACAAUCUUGUAAGUUCAUCUGGAUAUAUUCUGAUCCCUGGAAUAUAUGAUGAUGUGGCUCCAUUUUCAGAAGAGGAGAAAAAGCAGUAUGAGUUGAUAGAAUUUGAUGUGGAAGAACAUAAAUCAAAUCUUGGAGUGAAGGAAUUCCUUUAUGAUACCAAGGAGAAAAUACUCUCACAUAUGUGGCGCCUGCCAUCUCUCUCUAUUCAUGGGAUAGAGGGAGCUUUUUAUGAACCAGGUAUCAAGACGGUUAUACCAUCAAAAGUCAUAGGAAAGUUUUCAAUCCGGCAAGUCCCUCAUAUGGAUCUGUCUAAAGUAGAACAUCAGGUGAAAAAACAUUUAGAAGAUGUAUUCUCUAAUCGAAGAAGUCCAAAUAAACUGACAGUAUCUAUGCUAAUGGGUGCAGUGCCCUGGAUCGCCAAUAUCAAUGAUCCUCAGUAUACGGCUGCUAAAAAGGCAAUCAGGAAAGUUUUUAAUCAGGAUCCAGAUAUGAUCCGGGAUGGAUCAACAAUUCCAAUUGCCAGAGUGUUCCAGAAUAUAACAAAGAAGAGUGUGAUGAUGCUUCCAAUUGGUGCAAUGGAUGAUGGGGAACAUUCCCAGAAAGAGAAAAUAAGCAGAUUUAACUAUAUCAAUGGAACGAAGAUGUUUGCCUCCUUUUUACUGGAGAUUUCAAAACUUCAGGCUUCCAACUGGAAACAGUAAUGAUGAUCCAUAAAACUACAGCCUUAGUAUUUUCAUUUAUUUCUUAUGUUGAGUUGCAGUUCCCAAUGCACAUGGUGAUGCUGUAUGAACUCUUCCAGAAAUAUAUUUUCAGACUUACAAAUUCUUAUAAUAUGUAGCUAAGUAUUUCUUUCUCAUUUGCUUUUUGCCCCUUAAAUGUAUGUAUUUCAGUAAGAGAAAGGCUGGAUUCACACAUUAUACUAUUUAUUGAAUGAGCCGGUGGAUGAGUUCAUAUAAACCCAGGAAUGGGCAUCCUGCAAGCUCUAUAUGGUGCCUUAUAUUGUAUUUGUGUAAUCUGUAAGUAUCCACCAAAUUUGUGGCAAGAUGGUUGAAAAAAUCAGCAUUUUUUAGAAAUUAAAAAUGACAAAUAAUGUUGGGAAUGGGAUCACAAAGAUUCUAGCAGAUGAAACAGCUAGUUUGGUGACCAUGUUGUGCCCAAGUCCUGCUGCUCAAUUCUCUAUUUGUAUUUUUUAAAACACUGGUAAGGCUAAAUAGUGCAUAUAAAUAUUAUCAAUAUUAUUCAAUGUUCAGACUACUGUUUCGCUAGCAUAUUUAUCUCCCAUGUGGGGAGUACAACUAUUCUCAAGCACAAUAGCCUAUUAGAUUCUAUCUGAAAUAAUCUAUUAGAUUAUAUCCACUGCAUUUUUAGUUUGAGCUCAAUUAUUUUCUAAACAGUAUUGCUACCAAUAAUAGAUUUUAAUUCUGUCAUAAUAUUGUGUUGAGUGAACUGUACCAAAAAUGAUUUCAGCAAUACCAAUGAAAUGGCUUUGUUGCUUGUGGUAGAAACUAAGCCAUUUUAGGAGUGCAGUGCUCACAUGGUUAGGAUGCUGGGUUGAUGAUCAGCAAGCCUGUGUUUGAGACCCAACUGCUGCUGUGUGGUGGGGUGUCAUUUGCUUCAGCUCCUGCCAACCUAACAAUUCAAAGUGAGCGAUUGUGAGUUGAUAGGUAUCACUUCAGUGGGCACAUUAGGGAAACAAAAAAGGAACUCCUAACUGGGCAUCCCCUGGGCAAAGCUAAUCACCACCUGUCACAGGCUAAUCCUUUCAACCUGGAAGGGCCUGAGGUGCUUCCAACAUGAAUACAAUGACAAGCCAUUUUAAGAAUUUUGGAGUAGCUUUGAAAAGUAAUUACAACAUUGAAUUUGUUUUAAAAAAGAGAAACUAAAGAGUCUCACACCUCUUUAUCUUUAAUAAACCAAGUUGAAUGUUACAAAAUGGUAUGCAAAAAUCUGAGCUAAUUGAGAAUUCUAUUAUGCAAGAGAGCUGAUCUGAUCUUUUUCUGGAUUUCAGUUUUUAACUUUUUUAGCAUAUAAAAUCAUUUUGUAAUUUGGCAAUACACAUACACGCAUUUUUCUUUCUCCUAUUUUUAUUUUGUUGCUUGCUAAAAGGUAUACUAUUUUUUUUUAAAAAAAACCUGAUAUUAUACACAUUUUAGUUAUUUUUACAAAACUUACAUCCUUCUAAAAAACAAAUGGAUGGUAUAAUCUUAAAAAAAGGAUCAAUCAACAGUGACAAUAUAAUUUGUAUUUUUAUUUUAAAAGACCUAUGCAAAUUCCGAUAGUCUGCUAGAGAUUAAAAACUGAUCUCAUCAUUUGGACCAAAGAGAUCUAGGCACCACUGAGAUAGUUAUGUUUAAAAUAAUUUCUCAUUUUCCUGGGAUGGUUAUUAUAUUUUGGGGUUUUAAUUUACAAUAAUUAUGGGAAAGUAAGUGACUGAAAAAUAGGCAGUGGUUUGCAAUUCCCAAGUUCUUGAGAUAAAAAGCUGGGAUUAAUAUAUUUAGUUUAUUAUUAUAUAUUAUAUAUUCAUCUAAAUCAAAAGAAAAUAUAUUUUGAUAUUUACUGUCAAAACAGGAACCGUCUAUUGCUAAUUUAUGUUUAAUUUUAAAAAUCAUUUUUGUAAAGUAUUUACAAAAUUAAAGAUGCAAGUAAUUUUAA
Molecule: messenger RNA, 3635 nt
Organism: Crotalus tigris (Tiger rattlesnake)
Lineage: Eukaryota; Metazoa; Chordata; Lepidosauria; Squamata; Viperidae
Gene: CNDP1
Product: carnosine dipeptidase 1
Exons: 12
Coding region: 200-1684 (494 amino acids)
Biological process (GO): proteolysis
Cellular component (GO): cytosol
Molecular function (GO): metallodipeptidase activity
Source: RefSeq, a predicted model, not a curated record